Molecule: messenger RNA, 1797 nt
Organism: Cooperia oncophora
Lineage: Eukaryota; Metazoa; Nematoda; Chromadorea; Rhabditida; Trichostrongylidae
Source: the annotation of a GenBank genome assembly
AUGGAGCCACUGAGUAGUGAAGAUCUAGCUGAAUCUUCUGCAAAAUCUUCGACGGAUGUAGAACCAUCAAGUUCGAUGUCAAAGACAACACAGUCUGUGGAAGAGUCCGAUGAUCACCAACCAUCGUCUGCAGAUAUGUGUCGUGUGUGUCGGGGUGAAGAUGGUCAUCUGUACUACCCAUGUCUUUGUACCGGAAGUAUAAAGUAUGUUCAUCAGGAGUGCCUCACGGAAUGGUUGAAAUACAGUAAAAAAGAAGUCUGUGAAUUGUGCAACUACAAGUAUUCAUUUCAACCCAUCUAUCGGCAUGAUAUGCCCAAAGCAUUACCUCUCGUGGAAAUACUCAAAGGCGUUGUGGUAAAUGCAGCAAUGAUGUUGCGAACGUGGCUGGUUUACACAAUGGUUCUGGUAUCGUGGCUCGGUAUAGUUCCGCUUACUGCGGCAAGAAUAUACCACGCUGUGUUCUAUCUCUCUAUGCAGGAGAUUCUCGUUCUCCCUCUUAGUAUAUUCCGGACUGAACACAUCUUCCCCGAUGUUUUCAAGGGUUGCUUUUUACUAAUAAUAUUCAUAUGCACGUUCAUCUCUCUCGUUUGGCUACGAGAGCAAAUCAUUCAUGAGCAAGCAGACGCUAAUCCGAACGGUGUGGUGGAACAAGAGCUGCAGGAGAACCGUGGAGACGGAGCCGCUAAUGCAGGCGAACAGGAUGAAGUCGAUGUAGGUGAAAAUGAGGAUUACGACGAGGAAGAACUGGAGCACGUGGAAGUGGAUACAGAAGGCGAACAUGAAGAGGUGCAAGCUAACGAAGCUGUGGAAAGAGAAAAUGUCGUCCGAGGUCAACCAGAACUAGCUGAUCACAUACAACCACAACCUGCAGCUCCGCAGCCAGGAGUAGAAAUACCACCUGCGGAGGAUAACUGGAGAGACUUAGACAGGCUUGGCGACGAAUUAACAUGGCAAAGGCUGCUUGGAUUGGAUGGCUCACUAGUUUUUCUGGAACGUGUCGUUUGGGUAAUAUCUUUGGACACUCUAUUCACAAUUAUGUUUGCAUUCGCACCUUACAAACUGGGAUACUUCAUUUUGAGCAAAGUUGGUAUUCAACAGUCUAUCCAUUAUUUUCCAUCAAUCGCUGCUAUACUAAUGGGAUAUGUUAGGCAGUCACUACAGGUAAUUACCCGUGCUGGCACUAUACUAUUUCGUUGGAAUUCUGCGUUUAAACAGAAGCUUUUCUCUGCAUCACUGUCUUCAAGAGCUGCCUCGUUCGCAGCGUCACCAACAUCGUCCGUGUUCAUCCACUGGAUGAUUGGAAUGGUGUAUGUAUUCUACUUCGCGUCAUUUGUUCUUUUGCUACGUGAAGUUCUACGACCAGGAGUAUUAUGGUUCAUGAGGAAUCUAAACGACCCUGAAUUCAAUCCUAUACAAGAGAUGAUAGAACUGCCAGUAACCCGUCAUUUGCGCCGUCUGGUCGCUUCAACGUCGUUAUGCUUUACAACAAUUUUUCUCAUCGUUUAUGUUCCUCUAUGCAUUGUGCAAAAGUUAUAUCCGUCGUUACUUCCAUAUAAUAUGAGCUUAUCCGCUGACACACCCCUUAGCGAGCUCUCUUUAGAGCUUCUGAUACUUCAGGUAGUUCUUCCGGCUCUCCUCGAACAAACUCAAGCUCGUUUCCUAUUGAAAGCAAUGGUUUUAUGGUGGUGCGUGCACAUCGGCCGAGCUCUUAGUUUGGAUAGGUACAGUGGAAAUUUCAUUAUUUAUUUUGUUCGCGCACCAAGAGUCGCGCUACACCCUCUAUGCGGUCAGACAUAA